UUUCGCUGUGUUGGAAGAGAAAGUGCAAAUGAUAAAUCAAGCGGUGGAUAAGCAAGUGUUUAGAGUAACGAUGUAGCAAGUGAGUGUUUUUAUCGGAAACCAUAGAGCGGCGGGCUUACCGCUGCGUUAUGGUCAACCAUGAUCAACCGACCAGACCACGGGAAGUGGAUCAACGGCCUUCCCAGGCACGAUCCUAGUAUGUCACGUGAACGCUCCGUCAAAGACCGGGAGCGGCAGAAGCAGCUGGCGCGGGAGAUGCGGGAGUCUCAGGCCGCGUCUGCGGUGCCAAUCCAGGACCGGGAGACGCAGCCCGUGGUGUUCGACGUGGUCCGGCGGUCUCCCAACACCAAAGUCAUUAACAACGAUGUGGAACGGGUCCUGGGCAAGUAUGAUACCUUUACGAAGGUGGGUGGAAACAGAAUGAAUAUGGUGGGUGUUGAUCAACAGCCACCCACACCCGCCCCAGCACGACAACCCAUCCAUGAUCCUGACAACUAUCCCUCGCCACCGCCACAGCCUUCAGGGCCAGGACCAGGGUCGACCUCAGGCUCUUCCAAGUCACAACGAUCCUUGCCGCCGCCGCCACCACAGUCAGCCCACAAUGGCACGACGCGACCGCCCAAGUCCCUCCCUUCCACCAUAAAGCCCCCUCACCCGCCCUCGCAUCACGCCCACCCUAAGAAUGGCGAAGUCAAGGGGAACCUGAAGAGUGGACCAGGGCCAGGACCUGGGGAGGGUGGAGGCAGGGGCUCUACAAGUUCAGCCAUGCACAAGCCUAGUCUGCCCCACCUCAAGGUCGGGGGUCUGGAUGGGAUGCCUGUGGACACCGCAAUCCAGCAGAUCAUGUCGGAGAUGUCCAUCAAGAAACCAGUCUCCGCCAUCAUCAAAACUCCCCACCAUGACUCUAACUUCCAGUUCCCCAUCACGCCCAUCAAGGAUCCCAUACCAGCCAAGGAGGGCUCAAAUCUAAGCAGGUCACGUCGGGACCCUGUCGAACUUCCACACAAAAUGGGCAACACAGUUGAACUGUCACGUCCAAGGCAGACAAAACAACCUGAUGGAAGUAAUAUUGAUGAUGACCUCGGACUCUCGGAGGAUAGUGAGGAGGAUGAGGUAAGAGUCCGUACUGCAGAGGAACGGGACAGACCCGUAACAGAUGUAAGACUAUCGGCUGUUACACACGGAGGGAUACAUGCAGCCCAAGUGCAGUCUUCAGUGAUCUUAUCCAGUAACGCAAAGCCACCACUCUCGCCAAUUUCACCAAAGACAUCAGAGGAGUCGUCCACGUCAGAUGAAUCAAGUGAUGAUUCAGAUGUGUCUUCCAACAAUACGUCUGAUGAAGAACGCCCAGACUCCCCAUCAGCUUCUCCAAAGCCUCAAGAAGAUAAAUCUCCUAAUACAUGGAAACUUAGAAAUUUUAUUCCGCAAAGGAAACCCAGCUCUCCAAUUUCCCAUGGGACGGCAGCACCUGGACCCAUACCUGGCCAGCAGCCUGAGGAUGUCCGUUCAUUGCCUGUUCCACCUACUGCUGCUCCAACAAAAGGGAAACGCUAUACUAAUAAGACUGCUGCUCCUUCAAGUUCCUCCCACCGUGAAUCUCGCUCGGUCACAGAGCUGAGAGUGCAGUCCAAGCCUGAAAAUAAUGGCCACUACUCUGACAGCUCUGGUGAGGGCGAGAGUCACCAUCGCCCCACUCCCCGUGCCACUGCAUUAUCGCAGAUUUCAAAGUCCAAAGCUGGGUUAUCUAGGAUGAGGGUGACAAAUGGACCUCAACUCAGCUCAGAUAGUGAAGAUGAGCAGGAGUCUUUUUCAUCAUGGAAAGUUGGAUCAACUCAGUCCCUGAAUGGUUCAAAUAUUUCUGGAAAGGGUGUGUCAAAAAUUCCAGAAAAACCUGCCAAAUCCAUUGUUCCCCCCAUAUCUCGUGAGACAGGUAGAAGAAACUCAAAGAAGAAUCCUGACUUAAAGAAAGAUAAUCAGGUUGGUGCCAAAUCUGAAAGUGUAAAAUCAAAACGUACCAGCAAAUCACAAAUACAAACUGACAGUGAUGACAGCAUUAUAGAUGUAGUGACUACUACCCCUGAAAAGGUGCAGUCUAGAGGUACUCCAACUUCACAACGUACUCCAUCAAGAACACCCAAAGAUUUCCCAAAGGUUAUUCCCAGUCCUGUGAAGUCAGUCCAGGCCAGCCCACAUGCAUCUCCCAUGACUUCAGUCAUUGUAUCUAGUAAAAAUAGUGCAAAGAGAUCCAGUAGUGCAAGACUCAGUGAAUCCCAGAGCUCCGAAUCUUUAGUGAGUAAAAGUGAUGAUGAAAUUCAGCCUCACACUGGCCAGAGUCAGAGUAGUUCUCAAAAGCUUGACCAGGCCAGGGACAAAGGGGGAAAGGUGAACCGAACAUUUAGCACUUUAUCCAAAAAAGAUAAGAUGGCAAGGGACAAAGACCCUUCAGAUAGUAGAAAAACAAAAAAUUGUGAUACAAGGAAAGGUAGUGCUGCUAAUAAAGACAUCAUUGAAAGGAGUAAAACCGAUAGAAGCAGAACAGUGAGUGAGCCCAGCCUGGCAGAUUGCAGAAAUGAGGGAAGGCCAGGUGCCUCUCCUAUAGUUAGUAAUAAGCUUUGUGAGUCUCCUAUAGUUAGUGCAGAACCAAAAGUGCCCAUACCCCAAAUACAGUAUGAAAAUGGUGUAGCAAGACUCACUUGUACAAUUCCCCUUAGCUUUAUUGAUAAAGUGCCCAAACACAGUGAAAACAGUGCAUCAAGUAUAUCCAAAACUGAUAUUAAACAGGAAGUAGACACAAAAGAUAUACUUGAUCAUGUGAUCCUAAUACUAAAGCAUCAUGUAAUGAAGAUAAGUCGAAGUCUAUAAUUUUAACGUCCAUAUUUAAAUACAAAACUGAACAAGAGAAAGUUAAAAAGGAAAUAAAAACUGAACCAGUCAAUAGUGAUGAAGAAGAUUCAGAGAAAGUUGACAUCAAGCUUUCUCACAAAGUUAAAGAGGAACCUGAUGACACACCAUUGGUCAGACCUGGUAGUGUAAGACAGCGUAAUGUCUCAGCCAGUCCAAUGUCAUCUGUUGCAUCAGAUAGUUCUACAUCACGUCAACAUCAGAAGAAGAAAAAGAAAGAUAAACAGCCAGAAAAAUCUCCACCUUCUCGAGACAGGAAGAGGGCACACAGUAAUAGUGAACGUAUCCCAUCUGAACAUGGAAGUGUACCUCCAGCUGAUAGCAGUUCCAGUGAAGUCCGUAGAAGCAGGCGAGACACAAGUGUCGAGAGUGAACGCAGUACCAUCACACGUAAAAGGGAGCAUGAACGGGAUAGCAGUUUGGAGAGUACUAAGAGCAGCUCGCGCAGUACCAGUGAAUCAACGGAAAAGCGCAGCAAAAAGGCUAGACUGUCAAAGGGGACUAAUGAUACAGCUGAAGUUCCUAUGAACAGUCCAGAUGUAAGAUCAGCAAGCCAGCAGAUGGUUGAUAAUAGCCAGAAUGUAUGGCCACAAGAAGAAGACAUACAGCAAUCCAAAUACACUCAAAGAUCAAAGCAUUCUCAACAUUCUAGUCAGAAGGAUUAUAAGAGCUUACCAGAAGAUUCUGGAAGAAAUCAAGCUACAGAGUUUGGUGAAGAAGAGGAGAGUGUUACAAAUACCAGUCAAACAAACCAGCUGGCUUUUAGUGGCAAGGAAAAAGGUGAAGCAAAUGGUGCAACAGCUAGCACAGAGAUGUCUGGUUAUCAGCCAAGACCCACAUCAGAACAUGAAUCCAAUGCCAGCAGUGCACUAUAUAGGUCAGCUAAUGACCAAACGGGGACAACUCAGGCAGCUGCAAUGGAUUCCUCAACAUCUGGAGCUCAUUUAGAAAGCAGUGCAUCUAUGGUACCACCUGUCACUCAUAGAUUGUCAGGUGCAACCACAGUAGUUGGAUCUGGGGCUGUACACCCUUCUCUUGCUACUGGUCGGCCAGCUGUAGACCAAGCUGUAGGGCAUGGGAACUAUGCUAACCCUCAUGAGAGACAUUAUGGCUCUUAUCUUGAAAGAUUACCAGAAGUUAAUAGGGAUUACACAUGUUACCUGAACAAAGCAAAGGAGCUAAAGCAUAUAGCUGAUGGGGAAGCUGACCGUUCUAUGCAGGCCAUGAAGUACCUAGAGGCUGCCCUCUAUUUCAUACUGAGUGGCAGGGCAAUGGAAAAUGAUCAUGACACCUCUGCACCACUCACAAUGUACAAGGAUACACUGAAUUUUAUCAAGUGGGUAUCAUCUGUAUUUAGAAGAGAAAAUCAAGAGGGAACCAUUAAUUUAAAAUUAGCUGUUAUUAGUUUAAGAUGUCAGAGUCUGUUGUCACUUAAAAUCUACAAGAUGCGCAGAAAUGAGCACAAGGAAAAUCAGAGACAACUGAAUAGAUAUUUCCAGACUGCUGCUGCAAGGGCUGGAGGAGUGGAUGGGCAUGGUAACAAUGGAAAUGGAAACAGCACAAACUGGGGCAGCCAACGGGCAACAGGAUCUCCGUCUCACUUGUCACAGACACCCUCACCUGCUGGUUCAGUAGGAUCAGAAGGUUCACAGUCCUCAGGCUACACAACAAGUACAGAGGGUACAAGACAAAAGAGUGGAGCUGCUCCUGUAGGCCACACCCCACCUCAUCCACAGCCUCCCCAUGGGCCAAUUCAGACAGUUCCUGUACCUGUCAGUAUUCAUGCUCUCAUCAUCAAACAGAACCAGUUGUCUGGCCACCUUGCCUCAGCCCAUGAUAUGUGGAUAGAAGCAGACCAUUAUGUCUACGUGCAUGGCAUGGAAGAUUUUUUCUCAGAUCUCGAUCGUCAGGCAGGCCAAUUAACCCUCCACUCUUCUCUGUAUGAACUUGUGUGCUAUGUAAUGUUUGGCCUGGAUCGCCUCAGGGGUUAGCCACUUUGGCUGCUACCUAAAUUUAGGUUCUGCCCACAUAAUGCUUCACACCCAGGCACUGCACUGUUAAAGCCAAGCAGUAAGCAUAAGAGAACCUGGAGUGGAGAUAGUACAACAAAAAAGAAAUUAUUUACUCAUCUGCAGUAGGUAAUGGGACCUCUGUUGUAGCAAGAAGCCUCAAAACCUGCACAGCUCACAUUGCCUUGUCAUCAAUAGAGUGGAUGGAUGCUGGUUUAUUCAGCUUUAACCCACAGGAUCUGGAUACUCAAGAAAAAAUCAAUUUUAAGUUUUUGAAGGAAUAUAUAGUGCAAUCUGGCUUUGUAAAAUUUCCAUAGGUUGUUUUCAGAUCUCAGAGAAAAAAAAUAUGGAGAAGAAAAUAAAACAGCUGCUUUUGGGCAGUCAUUUAACAAGGCUAACAUUCUAUGAAGUUAGUAAGUGCAGUGUCAGGGGCCCAAGAACCCAAAGUUUGGCUUCCUGGUGUGACAACUGUGAUGCCUUAUCAUUAAAUUUAGUUAUGGAUGGUUUUAUACAGAUAGUAUCUUUUUUCUCACUUUUAUUUUUUGUGUUAUAUUUCCCACCCAAAAUGUACAAAUUUGCUGAGAGGUCCAUGUGUGUGAAGACAAUGCCUUUGUGUGCUCUUAUAAAGAAGUGCAUUCAUGGCCAACCUCCUGACAAGUGCUCCAAACAACUCUCUACUUAUUAUGGUACUUGAGAGUAGCUUUAUAUACUGAUUAUGGCCAGCUUAGUUUCUCGGAAGUCAGUCAUGACACUUAAGUGAGAUAUCAAGAAUUGAUCUUCAACUUCUAGAAAUCUCUCUUUUUUUAGCUGUUUAGCUCUAGACUGUUCUGCACAUUGUAUGUUUGGAACAAAAUUGAGAAGGAUUCACACUCACUGUACUAGGCCGGCAGUGAAGCAACUUAGAAUGGUGCCAGUUUGAGAUACCAGCUGAGGUGAAGUCAGUGAUGAAAAAAUAGUUUCUACACCUCUCAGGAAA
Molecule: messenger RNA, 5886 nt
Organism: Penaeus monodon (black tiger shrimp)
Lineage: Eukaryota; Metazoa; Arthropoda; Malacostraca; Decapoda; Penaeidae
Product: AF4/FMR2 family member 4-like
Biological process (GO): regulation of gene expression
Cellular component (GO): super elongation complex; nucleus
Source: RefSeq, a predicted model, not a curated record